Capronia coronata CBS 617.96 is the source of this 1011-nucleotide messenger RNA. RefSeq names its product DNA-directed RNA polymerase II subunit RPB3. Gene Ontology annotation, cellular component: RNA polymerase II, core complex. The coding region runs from base 1 to 1011 and encodes 336 amino acids. The transcript has 2 exons. Gene Ontology annotation, biological process: DNA-templated transcription. NCBI's taxonomy places the organism in Eukaryota, Fungi, Ascomycota, Eurotiomycetes, Chaetothyriales, Herpotrichiellaceae. Gene Ontology annotation, molecular function: DNA binding; protein dimerization activity; DNA-directed RNA polymerase activity. The record is from RefSeq and is a predicted model, not a curated record.
AUGGCCUAUAAUGGCUUCGCUGGCUUUGGUGAAGAUGCUAUGGAUGGCGUCGAGACCUCAGGACCCAAAGUGACAGUCAGAGAUGUCGAGCAAGACCGCUGUGAUUUUGUUUUGCAAUCAUGCUCCCUCGCGAUGGCGAACUCCCUGCGUCGCGCCAUCCUGGCCGAAAUUCCUACCAUCGCUGUUGACCUCGUCGACAUAAUUACCAACUCAUCUGUUUUGCCCGACGAAUACCUGGCUCAUCGAUUGGCGCUAAUCCCCCUCAUGAGCAAAGGCGUUGGGGAAAAUUUAAAUUAUACAAGGGACUGCGAUCGAUGUGACGACCACUGCGAGUACUGCUCUGUAGUGUUGCGCCUCCAUGCACGGUGUACAAGGCCAGGUACAAUGAUGGUUUAUGCUCGUGACUUGACUGUUGCGGAACCUCGUCAGGACGCCAUUGGCACACCAGUCAUUCGGGAUGUUGAUGGCACGGGGCCACUUAUUGCAAAGCUGAGACAGGGUCAAGAGAUCCAUCUGGAAUGCAUUGCAAAGAAGGGCAUCGCCAAAGAACACGCAAAAUGGGCUCCAACGGCAGCAGUGGGAUUUGAAUAUGAUCCGAACAACAAGUUGCGACACCUCGAUUACUGGUACGAAACCGAUGCGAAGGAAGAGUGGCCUGUCGACGAGCGUAAUGCCACAUGGGAGGGUGAUGAGACCGCAGCCGAUGCUACAUUUGACCCUGACGCCGUGCCCAGCGCCUUCUUCUUCGACGUGGAAGGCGUGGGCACGCUGGAACCAGAUGACAUCGUACGUGGCGGAAUCGAGGUCAUUCAGAAGAAGCUGGCCGAGACCAUCAAAGUUCUAGGAGGUGUUGGAGCCGCCGGAGUGGAUGCCAUGAAUGGCGAUCAAAGUCCCGAUGCGUACGAACCGGCUCCUGCAGACGGGGGCUAUGGAUCAUAUGGUGCACUCAGAGGCGGUGCAACUCCUUACGGCACGACCCCUUAUGGUGCUGGAGGGUAUGGUUCUUAUUAG